Wasmannia auropunctata (little fire ant) is the source of this 755-nucleotide messenger RNA. Its product is annotated as probable G-protein coupled receptor Mth-like 2. NCBI's taxonomy places the organism in Eukaryota, Metazoa, Arthropoda, Insecta, Hymenoptera, Formicidae. The coding region runs from base 144 to 671 and encodes 175 amino acids. The record is from RefSeq and is a predicted model, not a curated record. The transcript is spliced from 2 exons.
UAGCGCUAUUAGUGGAAUAUUUCACUGAAGCCUUGAUUGCUCUUAACAACUUUCAAUUUUAAACUUGUAGAUGGACAUCAAUAUUUAUUGACACGUAUAACGCGAAGAAUUUACUCGUAUUUUCUAUUUCAAGGGAUAGUGCAAUGACAGUGUAUUAUUACGGACCCACGGGUGUUGCUUAUAUUAUUAACGUUUUCUUAUUCAUCGCUACGGCACUAACGAUUCUGUAUCAUAAUAAAUAUACUGCCAAUCAGCUGAGAGAUUCGGAGAGCCGAUUCUAUAAUAACCACAAGCGCAAGUUUACUAUGUACCUGAAACUGUUUGUUGUGAUGGGACUAAGUUGGAGUAUGGGUAUAAUAUUGUGGUUGAUCAAUGCCAGCAAUACUAUAUCAGGAAUGAUUUGGAGUAUCAGCUUUACGAUAGAUAUCUUGCAAGGCGUCUUCAUUUUCAUUCUAUACGUGUGCAAAAAGAAGAUCUUGCGGUUAUUGCUAAAACGAUUUGGUUGGCAGUCUCGCAGUUCAUUUUUAAGCACUGUUUUAUCGAGCAACCAGUCUAGAACGUUCUCAAAUACGUCCCAUCUCUCAUCGCUAUCGGAAUCAGUGCAUAUGCAAAAUAUCAAUUUUUCGGUUAAACAAAAGUCUAAUCAUCAUGCAAAUUUUAAUGUAAAAUAAAGGAACAAUUCUAUUAUCGCUAAAUCAGUACAACAAUAAGUGUAUUAUUAAAAAAUAUAUGUCCUAUUGUGACAAUUGUUCUAA